This is a messenger RNA of Anguilla anguilla (European eel), 4813 nucleotides long. RefSeq names its product v-maf avian musculoaponeurotic fibrosarcoma oncogene homolog Aa (gene mafaa). NCBI's taxonomy places the organism in Eukaryota, Metazoa, Chordata, Actinopteri, Anguilliformes, Anguillidae. Gene Ontology annotation, biological process: regulation of transcription by RNA polymerase II. Gene Ontology annotation, cellular component: nucleus. Bases 1266 to 2201 code for a protein of 311 amino acids. Gene Ontology annotation, molecular function: RNA polymerase II cis-regulatory region sequence-specific DNA binding; DNA-binding transcription factor activity, RNA polymerase II-specific. The record is from RefSeq and is a predicted model, not a curated record. The transcript has a single exon.
GGAAUCGCCCUCCCGCAGCCUGUCUCGUAUCCCACCCCCGUCUAGCUGCAAUUGCACGGUGUCCGCCGCUAGAGGGCAGGUCGGAGCACCUGCUACUCUUCUCCUCGUCCCAUGCUGUUCUCUUCGUCCCAGCAGCUGCCGCACAGUUCUGCUGGUCCCGGCUAAGAGCUGCCAAUGGAAAAUGCAAGUAUAUCGGCGCAACCUGCUGCUAUUGGCCUGUCUCGCGUCUGGGUAGGAGGAGCCCAGCAAUGACGUGUAUAAAAGCGCUGCUUGCCCCGCGCAACAUCUCAGUGACACUGCGUGAUUGUGGGAGGGCGCGCAAAGUGCAGAGAUCCUGACUUGCUAGAAAGCUGUGACCGGAAUUUAUAGCUACAGACAUAACAAACGUCCAUGCCACACACUGGUAACGCCGGGCACGUUACUCGCGCGGUUUGUUUGCGUGCACCGCUUGCAAACUGACGCCAGGAUUCCUGUCGCUUUCAGAGCGAUGACUGCGCCGCGCUGACCCGAGGGAACCAACUUUAAACCGCUUUUAUUGUUAUUCUGCGAACUGAGAACCAAGCUGCUCUUAAAACUUUUCUUUCAUCAUUCCAUAACGGAUUCCAGAGCACGUGCACACUGCUCUGCACGGAGGCUGUGACUCCACCACAAACUCUGACUUUCAGCAAAAAGUUUUGCUUUUUUUUGUCUUUAAUUGGUUGUUUUUGCACUGGGUAUGCAGCAACUUUAGUCUGCAAAUCUGAAGAGAAGCCGACUGCCUCCUUGCAUCAGGGCUAUAUAUUUUUGAAAAAAUAUUUCUGUUAACGGAGGCGAAGAAGGAUAACAGGAAAAUUCACCAGAAAACAAACAAAGCACGAGAAGUCACCGAUGUGCACCAAAAACAAGGACAGUAAAUCACAGCGCACGAGCCGAUUACUGAGGUGAAGCGAGGACAAGACAGGUUGGUGUUUCUGAAUUCACGAGUCUCGAAUUUCAGCUGCUGUGCCCGUGGUAUUAAAGCGCGCGUUUGACCCGGGAUAAGUUGUCAAAGAGAGAAGCGGAGGCGAGCUGGCAGGUGUGCAAGUUCACUUGCAUGCGUACGUAUAUUCGUGCGGCUUAAAAUAGAAGUUGUUUUAAGAACUAACAGCGUUACAUACACACAUUUCCCUACGUGUGUCCCCGCGUACAUUUCUUCUCCUCUUUCGAUCGGCGAGGGCUGCCAGUUCGCAGUCCGUUCCCCGCGUUUCGCUUUGGCUGUGCGGGCAGGAGCUGUCGCAUGGACUGACAUGGCCACCGACCUCGCCAUGAGCGCAGAGUUACCGAACAGCCCCCUGGCCAUCGAGUACGUCAACGACUUCGAUCUCAUGAAGUUCGAGGUGAAGAAGGAGCCGCCGGAGGCGGAGCGGUACUGCCACCGCCUGCCCCCGGGCUCGCUGUCCUCCACCCCGAUUAGCACGCCCUGCUCCUCCGUGCCUUCGUCGCCCAGUUUCUGCGCGCCCAGCCCCGGGGUGCAGUCGGGCCAGAACCCCGGCAGCGGCGUCAACAGCAGCAGCAACAACGGCAGCAGCAGCAGCAGCCACGGCCAGAGCUCCGCCGGGAAGCCGCAGCUGGAGGACCUAUACUGGAUUCCCAACUACCAGCACCACCUGAAUCCCGAGGCUCUCAACCUGACGCCGGAGGACGCCGUCGAAGCCCUCAUCGGAAACGCGCACCACCACCACCAUCACCACCACCACCAAGCCUACGAGGGCUUCCGCGGGCAGCAGUACGCGGGAGAGGACCUGUCAGCGGCGGCCAAUGGGCACCACCACCAGGUCCAUCACCACCACCACCAUGGCCACCACGCCCGGCUGGAGGAUCGCUUCUCGGACGAGCAGCUGGUCAGCAUGACGGUGCGGGAGCUCAACCGCCAGCUGAGAGGCUUCAGCAAGGAGGAGGUCAUCCGCCUCAAGCAGAAGCGGCGUACCCUGAAGAACCGGGGUUACGCGCAGUCCUGCCGCUACAAGCGCGUGCAGCAGCGGCACAUGCUGGAGAGCGAGAAGUGCACGCUCCAGAGCCAAGUGGAGCAGCUGAAGCAGGACGUCGCGCGUCUGGCCAAGGAGAGGGAUCUGUACAAGGAGAAGUACGAGAAGCUCGCGAGCCGGACCUACAGCGGGAACGGCACCAGGGACCCCCCCAACGGCAGCCACGGGAAAGCCACCUCCACGGAAUUCUUUAUGUGAGAGAAAUCCGUUUCUUAAGACUUCUUUCCGUCGGUCAGACAACUUUAUUACAACUUCAGUUUUCUAUUAUUAUUUGAUUUGUAAGAUUUGUUUUAUUUUUGCGUUUUCGUUUACAGUAGCCUAACUCAAUGUUAACCUUAAUAUUGUAACGUAACGUAAUCUAUACCUGUUUAAAGAAACCUACACGCACACAACACAUUUAUGUACGUGUGUUUGUGUUAUUUCAGGAAGUCUUAAUAUGAGAAUUGAACUUUACUCGUAAACGCCUCUAUAUCUGAGAUGGUUAUCAACUACUUGAUCAAGUAAGGAAUUGAAGUCCAAAAACGUGGGACGUUUAACAAACGAGGGGUUUAACAAACAUUUAAGUCUUACAGACAAAUACUCAACCGAAUAAUGGUGUGUUAUGAUUACGGAAAAGGACAUACAUUUCUUAAAUCAUAUUUUCGUUUUUGUCAUGAUACUUUCUCAUUGUCUUAAUCAAAAGUUUUCGAGUCUUAAAAAUGGGUUUCAUCAAAAAAAAAAAAAAAAUCUACCAAGAGAAACGUCUUUCUUAGACUGGACUGGAGGAAAAAAGCAAUAUAUUUUCAUAACUUCGGAGGUUAUCCGAAGGACUAUCAUCUUGGAAAACACGAAGUUAAACGUGUUGUUGGAGAGGACAUAUCUGAGCAUUGCAAGUCUACGUACUUAAACAAAAUAAACCCUGCAUGCGGGACAUGUACGGUAUAACGAUAUGUCAGAUCCCUUUACCUCUUCUCCUGAUACACCUGGAUGGAACGCACGGCCCGUAUUUAUUUUCCCCUUCAUCCUCCUCAUCCUCAGUCUUCUGCUUUCUCAGAACGCGAAUGGACGGUUUGGUUUCACGCAUAGACGGAUAGAGUGAUUGGGGGAACGAUUCGCAACAAAAAAAAAAAUUCACGGCUAAAUAGCAGUUAUGAGGGAUAAGUGUUACCGCAAUUUUCAUUGUAUUUUCUAUUGUUUUAAAGGGAAAAACGUGAACUAAACUGAGCCAGAUUUUAGAGUUAUUUAUUCCCACUUGUAAAUAUAUGUAGAGUUACAGUUAGGGUGUUAUUUCCCUUACUUUUUAAAGCCUUUUUGCUUGACUAUUCAAAACGUCUUAAUACAAUGUUUGUAUGUUACAGCAUGCAAAUACUCUGCGAUAUUCUCCUUCUAAUGACUAUGUACAAUUGAAAGGAAAGCCUACUGCACUAUAUGAAAAACGAUAGGGAAAACAUGUUUUAUAUUAAACUAAUCUGUUGUUCAGUUGCUGUUGUAUAGAAAAAGGUGGAUAUAGCAACAUAAUCGGAAAUGCCAUGAAAAACAUGUAAUAAUAAUAUAAGGACUGCAAUUGCUGCUAAUUCUCUAUGCAUCAACGUUAUUUAAAACUUAUGAAUUAACGGAUUUUACACUUUCAAAAAGUGCUCAAUGUGAAAUAUUUGAAUGACGAUUUCAUGAAAUCUGAUGUAUUGUGGAAAAUUCACUAACGCUUGUUUUCAUAAAAUCUACCAUUAGAAACGUGGUUAAACAACAGAAGGCAGAUUCUUAAAAGGGGUACACAAAGUGCUUGUUCAAAAUAAAGUAUCUUUCUCUAAAACGAGCACUGCAAAUGGGGCAAAUGAUGGUGUGAAUACAAUCCAUGAUAUUGUCAAUAAAAUAUGCGAGGACAAAAAGAAUCCGCCUUUCCCUCAUAUCUGGUUUAACGAUCUGCUGCCUACGUGUGUGCGACAUAUUGUGCAGAAGUAUUGACCCACGAGCGUUUGUCAAUUAAUGUAGGCACAGCUUAAGCGGCAAUAAGACAAAUAGGCUAUGUCGCUGAAGUGUUACGUAACUAAAUUCCUUCGCAGAAAUUCUAAAAACAGAAACACGGCUCAGAUUUUCAUAUCAAUGACUUGACAUGCUGUGAAUAUAGCAAGACAAAUGGACCAGUUUAUACCGUGAGCAUGGGCAAAAAAAAAACCGUCGCUCUGAAUUAACACGGAAAUUAAACAAUUAUCUCUCAAGGAAGUCGUGUACAUUUAUUUAUUCCAAUAUCGACGAUGUGUAGAUAAAUCGGAUUACAGAUCAGGAAAUCGAUCAAUCAAAAGUUUUUGUAAUUUUUUUUAACCUCAAGGCGGGGACGUUGUCCAGACGACCGCACCACAGUCGCUUUAUAUCUCCGUAUCAUUAAAACGACAUCACUUCUGUGUAAUCAUUAAAGGAAAAAAAAAACUUUAUGCCUUGUGUCUCACAGUAACCGGUAUGUUGCCGUUUUUUAGGAAUUCGAGGAAGCCUUGUAAACAUAGCCGCAUCCUCAAUGAGAUUUCUCAAAAUGUAAUUUAGCAAAGGGCCAGCUUGGGCCAAUAUUCUGUUUCAUCACGCGUCAUUAGUCCAAACCGAAGAUACAGUAAUUUGACAUGAAAUAAACUAACAUUAUUAUCUGCGAAAGGUGGAAUAAUGCUUCUGCACAGUAGUGUUAUGUGUAUAUCUGUACAUAUUAUUUAUAUCUAUUUAUUCGAGAAAUAUUUAAGUGUCCUAACGUGUCGAUAAGUUUAAAAAAAGCAACAAAUGUUUCAAAAUGGAAUGUUGUUCAGAAUCUUGUUUUCAUAAUGUUUAAUAAAAAGUUCUGUCCAGCUCUG